AUGCCUCAUUUCACGGUCGAGGCCGCGGGAGAAGCGAGCCCUAUGACUGAGAAUCUCGUCUUCAGAACUCUGGAGCGUGCCUCAGGACCGAAUGCACAAUUCAUCCAGACUGCUACCCAACAGCUGUCGAAUUGGGAGACCCACGCCGGCUAUUACUCUGCCCUCCAAGACGUGUAUGCUAAUCUCAACUACCACCAGAAUAUCCGGUUUCAGGCCAUCAUCCAACUCAAAAAUGGUAUCGAUAAGUAUUGGCGCAAAACAUCCUCCCAUGUCAUCAGCAAGCAGGAAAAGCUCAAAAUACGCACCAAGGCUGUUGAUGCUGGGAUACGCGAGCCAGUGCCUCAGCUUGCGCUUCAAAAUGCUCUCAUGGUUGCUAAGAUUGUGAGAUAUGAGUUUCCUCAUGACUGGCCUGACAUCAUCACGCUUCUCAUCCAUCACAUUCGGCAGCCUCUCCCAAGCUCUCAAAAUCUUUCCAACGUCCUCAAUCUGACGCUUCAGAUCAUCAAAGAACUUGCUACCGCUCGACUGCAGCGCUCCCGAACCAGCCUUAGACAAGCAGCGCCGGAACUCUUUCACGUUCUUGGGACUCUCUAUGCAGGCCAUUCAUAUCGAUGGAUACCCUUCAUUCAGAACGGACAGGACAGUGGACCCUUCACCACGGACAGCAUGGUCGUGAGCUACUGCGCGCUCAAGACUAUCAGACGCCUCAUCAUUGCUGGCUUUGAGCAUCCUCAUCGAGACAAGGACGUGGAGCAGUUUUGGGUGGUCCUUCAGCAGCAAUUAGGGGAAUUCUGGUCAAUCGCGCAAUCCGAUCGGAUCAAGGAAGGAGAAUCGCCCUCCAAGGAAAUCGUUAUGAAGCAUCUCCUGCAGCUCUCGAAGCUACAUCUGGAAAUGGCGCGAACUCACCCUGCAGCUUUUGCCCUCCUCCCUGGCUGCGUCAAUCUCCUUCAGAGCUACUGGAGUCUCGUUAAGACCUUGGGUAAGCAGUGCGUGGACGAAAUGUCUACAAAUGCUUCGAGGGACUGGAGUGUGCGGGAAUCCGGGGAAAGGGUUGAUGAGAUACCCCCGCUGGAAAGACUAGCAUUGAAGGGACUACUUCUGUUUCGAGCCAUUCUGAAGCUGGCCUUUAAUCCUGUCCAAACUUUCAAGUAUCAGCAUGCUGAAGACAAAGAAGAACGGAAGCAGUCAGUCGACCUCAUUAAAUCCGACAUCUUGGUUGACUCUUUCGUACUGGAGGUACUGGAGGUUCUGAUCACCCAAUUCUUCGUGCUUCGACCGUCUGAUCUUCGGGAGUGGGAGGAGGAGCCAAGCGAAUGGGAGAAGCGAGAAGAGGAGAUUACGGAAGCGUGGGAAUUUUCUCUUCGGUCAUGCUCAGAGAAACUCUUCCUAGACCUCAUGAUCAACUACAAGGAAGUGCUGGUCCCAAGGUUGCUCGAAGUCUUCUAUCGCUACGCAUCGCUAGACAACAACGAUGUGUUCCUCAAAGACUCCCUGUACACUGCUGUGGGACUGGCAGCUCCAGUCCUGAACGACAAAUUCGACUUCAACGACUUUCUCAAAUCGACCUUGCUACCUGAAUCUCAGCUCUCACGUCCACAAUACAACCUCCUCCGUCGUCGAAUUGCAAUUCUACUUGGGCAGUGGACGCCUGUCAUACCGGAGACGAUGAACAAGCCGAUCGUUUACCAAGUAUUUGCGCGGCUACUCGGUGUUGAUGAGUUGAACGAUCAAGUAGUUCGUGUCACCGCAGGCCGGCAGCUUCGACCUGUCUUGGAGCCCUUCGAAUUUGCCUAUGAUGAGUUCGCGCCUUAUGCGACCACAAUCUUUCAAAGCCUCAUGGUAUUAAUUCGAGAGACGGAGCUCGUCGACACCAAAAUGGCACUUCUAGAGACAGUUCGCGUCGCGGUGCACAAAAUGGAGGCUCAUGUCGAGCCGUUCUCCAAUAGUAUCAUGGAAAUGUUGCCCACACUUUGGCUUGCCAGCGGCGACGAACAUCUGAUGAAACAAGCCAUCCUGACCAUGAUCACAGCCAUCACUACAGCUUUGACCAAGCAGAGUUUGAAGUACCAGUCGGACAUCAUUCCUCUCAUCCGUGACUCGGUCCAGCCAAAUUCCGAAUCGCUGGUAUAUCUAUUGGAGGAAGCGCUGGACCUCUGGUCGGCGAUGAUGCAGCAAACGCCGUCCAGCAAUCCCGCGCCUUCUGAAGAGCUACUGUCAUUGAGCAGUUGCCUACUGCCACUCUUAGACCUAGGUUCUGAUUCGCUACGUCUAGGCUUGGACAUCGUUGAAUCGUAUAUUUUAAUCUCACCAAGGACGAUACUCACCCCUCCGUUUCUCGGACCUCUGCUCUCAUCACUGAGCUUGUUGAUCGGCAGCCAGAACACUGGAAUUGGUUCGCCGCGACGGGAGAUUCCUCGAAUUACUCAAUUACUGGAAACACUUAUCAAGACGUUGUCGGUACCUCGCCACUUUCCCAACAAAGCAAUGCAGCUCCACGCCGCCCAGCACCUCAUCUCGAAUACCAUUGAGACAUCCUUCCUUCAAUCCUUCCUAUCAUUACUCAAAGAAGCAUACGACUAUCACCAGGACCCACGACCCUCCCGACCGACGCCAGCGAUCAUCGGUCCCACCGAAACGGAGCUCUUCUCGGUCCUUGCACGUUUAGCCCUCAUCAGUCCCAAUCUCUUCCUCGAAGCAGUCACUGCCGCUGGCGGCGAUAGAACAGUCACAUGGCUCAUCUCAGAAUGGAUCACGCACUUCGACAACAUUGGUGAUGUCUACCGCAAGAAACUCCACGCUCUGGCUAUCACGAAUCUCUUCUCGAUCAGCAAACCGCCUCCAGCGUUCAUGCUCGAGCAGCUGCAAUCCAUGCUGAGCAUCUGGACCGACAUCAUCACCGAGCUCGGCGAAGACGCACCUGAAGAGACCAAGCGCGAUUAUUUAUGGCAGCCAUGGAAUGCCAGCGAGCCAUCUGGACCGACGGGUGAAUGGGCAGAACAAAAUGAGGCGCCGGAGGAGGAACGGAAGAGAGAGGUGGCGAGGGUGGAUCCGACGAGUAUGAUCAACAUGCGGGAUUGUGUAAGGGAAACGAUUGAGGGCGUUAUAACUGGGGUUGGCGGGUCGGACACCUUUCGAAACGAGUGGUUGAGCAGGGUGGACGGCGCGGUGGUUAAUGCUUUUGCUGCGCUGGGACUGCUUUGA
Molecule: messenger RNA, 3201 nt
Organism: Endocarpon pusillum Z07020
Lineage: Eukaryota; Fungi; Ascomycota; Eurotiomycetes; Verrucariales; Verrucariaceae
Exons: 1
Coding region: 1-3201 (1066 amino acids)
Biological process (GO): protein import into nucleus
Cellular component (GO): nuclear envelope; cytosol
Molecular function (GO): small GTPase binding
Source: RefSeq, a predicted model, not a curated record